CCGAACUUGGCAUCCUUUACAGUAUCUCCAAAUUCGGGCCCUAUCGUUGCUCAACAUGAGCAAUGCUUUCUUCAGGAAUCGAGGCAUUCCAAUGCAGCUUAGUGCGCCCGUGAAUGCUUGGCAGUUCCCGCCUGACCAUCACCGCGGGGCUUUCGCUUUUAUGACUUUUGGCAUCUCUCAACCAGCUAUAACCACCAGCGAUGAGCCGUUUUUUCAAGAAGCUGCACCAUUCUUCAAAAAGCCAGAGCACGCCGUCAAGCACGGAUGCGGCCCAACAACUUGCUCUACCAUCUUCUACCGCCUCGCCAAAGCAUCCCGAAAAGCACGAUGAAUCUUGCGCCCAAACGCAGAUUUCAACAGCUUUGGAAGAUGUGACUGGCUUAAUCGAGCUGUGGCCUUUGAGAGACCGUCUUGCGCAGGAGAAAAUAAACGUUGACAUAGUCGCAAUUCAUGGCCUGAAUGGAAACCCUUUCAAAACUUGGACUGAAAAUGGUAGCUUCUGGCUCCAGGACUUCCUCCCAUCCGCUGUUCCGAAUGCUAGGAUCUUCACAUACGGUUACAAUUCAGCUAUCGCCUUCUCAGGUUCGGCCGCCCGAGUGGACGACUAUGCAAGAUAUCUUCUUGAGAGGCUCGUAGCGAAGCGGAGGAAUCUUUCUACAUACGAUAGGCGCCCAAUUAUCUUCAUCUGUCACAGUUUGGGUGGUAUCGUCCUGAAGAAAGCUCUUGUCCUUGCCCACGAGCGCAGUGAGAGGUACCACACCAUAAGCUCGGACACCUUCGGCGUCAUGUUCAUGGGCACCCCCCACAGAGGAUCAGAUCUUGCAUUUUGGGGUAAGCUUUUUGGCACCAUCGCAGAUGUACUCACUUUAGGAUCUGUCCGAACACAGUUGUUGCAGGACCUACAGCCCAAAUCCUUGUGUCUUGGUAGUAUCUGCUCUCAGUUCGUCGAACGGGGCCAAUCUCUCCGAAUAUUUACUAUCUACGAGCGUCAGAAGAUGAAAGGUCUUCCAAAUUUGGUCGUCGAUGAACAUUCCGCCCUGAUGAACCUCCCGAACGAGGUUGCGGUUCCCAUCGAAGCUGACCAUCGCGGCAUGUGCCGAUUUUCCAACCAGAAAAGUGAGAAAUACCAGAUGGUGUUCGACUGCUUGAGGGAACUUUUAGAUGAUGCCCUAAACAUAGAGCAGCCUUGUAUGUUGCCUCCACCGUAUUUACCUUACACGCUGCAACAAUGAUCAUCACAAUCUCACAGAUUCCUAAGAUGAUAACCCAACAAGAACCAAUUUCCUACUCAGUCUUGAUAGACUUGACCCAGAGGACCUACUCCGUAAAGUCUCUCGACCUAGCC
Lindgomyces ingoldianus is the source of this 1345-nucleotide messenger RNA. RefSeq lists its product as uncharacterized. The record is from RefSeq and is a predicted model, not a curated record. Lineage: Eukaryota; Fungi; Ascomycota; Dothideomycetes; Pleosporales; Lindgomycetaceae. The transcript is spliced from 3 exons. Bases 201 to 1232 code for a protein of 343 amino acids.